GAAGCGGACUAAUAUGCCCGAGAGCUCGCUCGCUUCAGAGGUCUGUCAGCCGGGAGCGCGACCGGGACCCUCAGCGCUCGAUCUGGGUCGAUUCCAUGAGGGAUACGGAGGAAGCCAGACGCGGUUUCUCCAGCAAACGCAUGGAAGACACAUGAACGCUGCAGAUACCGACUGUGGAGGUUCGCAUCUUCACAACAUGGAGACGCGUCUUGAGAGACGUUUGACGGCGAUGAGGUUCUAAAAGGUGCGGAGGAGGAGGAUGACAGCCGCAUCCCGUCCUGUUGCAUCUGGGAAAAGCGCUUCCAAGCGUCUGCGGGACUGACUUUAGUGUCGUCGGUGGGUUGGAAAAACUCUUGGUUGGCAGUGUUUGCAUCUGCGACGAGGCUUUGUGUCGCUUAACUCAGUUGACGACAAGUGAGCGCACACCACCACCAUCAUCAUCAUCAUCAUGGGCGCCGUGCUAUCUCUUUCCCCCGCGUCCCGCAAGAACAGCUACUACGACAACCGUCCCGGCUCAUUGGGCCACUACCCGAGCCUGAGCAGCCGUUCCCUCAACAAUCCAAAAGAUGGCGGCUUGAAGCGAGGCCAGUCCAUCUUCCUUCCGGCACUCACGUGGAAACGCUUGGUGGCCUCCACCAAGAAGAAGGGAACCGCCAAGAAAGCAGGUCCGGUGGGCCUGGUGGACCCCUUGAACAACAACAUCUAUCAAAAAGACCCAGUGCUGCAUCUGAACUACGAAAACGUGAGGAAAUCAUUAUCGUGCGCUAACCUUAGUAGCUACGAUAUCGCGCCACGAUUCGGGUACGGUGGCGUGAAAUCCCAGCAGAUUUCUUCAGUGAAAAAAGCACCGCAAGGGACUUCGCCUAAACGCGUUAUCGUCCAGGCGUCUACUAGCGAGCUGCUACGCUGUUUAGGCGAAUUCCUGCGCUGUCGAUGCUACCGCCUGAAGCACUUGUCUCCGUCCGAUCCGGUUCUUUGGUUGAGAGCCGUGGAUCGCUCGCUUCUUCUCCAAGGCUGGCAGGACCAAGCCUUCGUCACGCCGGCUAACGUGGUCUUCGUCUACAUGCUGUGUCGCGACGUGGUGGACGGCGACGUGGUGGCGUCGGAGCACGAGUUGCAAGCCAUCUUGCUGACCUGCCUCUACUUGUCGUACUCCUACAUGGGCAACGAAAUCUCCUACCCGCUCAAGCCUUUCCUGGUGGAGGCGGGCAAAGAGGCGUUCUGGGACCGCUGCCUGGCGAUCAUCAACGCCACUAGCGGAAAAAUGCUGCGGAUCAACGCAGACCCGCACUUUUUCACGCAGGUCUUCGCCGAACUCAAAAGCGAAGGGGGGUACGGGCCGCAAGAUUAUACUCGCGGUCUGGAUCGGUGAGAGGCUUCUUGUGACAUUGUUUUGUCCAUUUGCUGCUGCUGAAAUGUGUAUUUAUUGAAGUAUUCCUUAUGUUGGCUGCCAAUUCUUAAAAUGGACCAGGAACAAGAAUAGAACUGAACAGAAUUUUCUCUAAAGUUGCGUAAGUACCGUAUUGGCCCGAAUAUAAGACUGUGUUUUUUGCAUUGAAAUAAGACUGAAAAAGUGGGGGUCGUCUUAUAUUCACGGUCUAGACAUUAUACCCAUUCACGACGCUAGAUGGCGCCAGAUAUCAUUGAAGCGAUGGUCUGUCAUGACAGAUCUCAGCUACUUUCAAGUUUAACCACUUUGCAUUAUUUUAUUGCAAUGUUUUUCCUUAUUCAGAUUUGCUUCAAGACUAUCACUUUGAUGGUAAAUUCAGUUAUUGCAAUUUUGUUGUUUUAUCACAAUAGAUUGGUUUAUUUACAUUUCAAAAACCAGAAGUCAUUCAUUUACGAAUGUGAUUGCACUUUACAUAUUUCAAUGUUAAGAUAUUAAGAUUUGAAUGAGGCACAAUAACAUUCAUUUUCCUCUCAAAUAUAUUGUUAUAAUUAGGGCUGUCAAAAUGAUCGCGUUAACGGGCGGUAAUUUUUUAAAUUAAUCACGUUAAAAUAUUUGACGCAAUUAACGCACAUGCCCUGCUCAAACAAAUUAAAAUGUACAGUACAGUGUAAUGUCCGCUUGUUACUUGUUUUUUGGUGUUUGGCGCCCUCUGCUGGCGCUUGGGUCCAAUUGAUUUUAUGGGUUAGUACUAUGAGUGAGCAUGGUGUAAUUAUUGACAUCAACAAUGGCGAGCUACUAGUUCAUUUUUUGAUUGAAAAUUUUACAAAUUUGAAUAAAACGAAAACAUUAAGAGGGGUUUUAAUAUAACAUUUCUAUAACUUGUACUAACAUUUAUCUUUUAAGAAGUCUUUCUAUCCAUGCAAUAUUGUUAAUGCCAUCUGGUUGAUUUAAUGUUAUAUUAGACAAAUACAGUACUUAUGUAUGUUGAAUGUAUAUAUCCGUCUUGUGUCUUAUCUUUCCAUUCCAACAAUAAUUUACAGAAAAAUAUGGCAUAUUUUAUAGAUGGUUUGAAUUGCGAUUAAUUACGAUUAAUUCAUUUUUAAGCCGUAAUUAACUCGAUUAAAAAUUUUAAUCAUUUGACAGCCCUAGUUAUAAUCAUUUGUUUCAGAUGUACUGUAAUUUUCUGUAUAAAAAAAAAUAAUUAGGUGUUCAAAAAGUCUAAAUUUCAAACUUGAGUCUUGAAAAAAAGGGCGUCAUCUUAUAAUCAGGGCCGUCUUAUAUUCGGGCCAAUACGGUAAAUGUGACAAGCAUGUAAUUAUACAUGAAUGUGCAAAAAAUCCCACAAACAACUAAUUUAGCGCUACAUAGAUUUUUUUUUUUAAACUCACAGGCUGCCAUUGAUGACAAUAAGCGUCCAAUUUAUUUUGACUGAAUCAUUCAAUUCUUGACGUGAAACUUUCUGAGGUAUGAGUUUAUUCAUUACUCGUACCAGUGAAAUUUGAUGAAAUACAUUGCAUCUAGAGCAGUGGUUCUUAACCUGGGUUCAAUCGAACUCCAGGGGUUCGGGGAGUAAGUCUAAGGGGUCAGGCAAAGGUAAAGAAACAAAGAGCCCUAUUUUCGUAUGCUGAUUACAUCUAGGCAAAGUGGCUUUUUGGAAGGUUUGCUCCCAAUUUACAGGCUUAAUCCAUUUGUUUUAACUGCUAGUCCUCGAUCUGAUGCGAGGAGGACCUGGUUUGCUCAGUGGAAGGUUGACUCACACUUGGUAUGAGGAAAUACAGCAGGCCGAUGGGCAGCGUGGUCUCAAAUUUUGACCUGUUUAAAGAACUCGCUGUCAAAAUGAGAAUUUUGAACUCGAAUUUGCAAAAUUAUUAGCUUGCUAGCUCAGAAAUAUCGGUUUUAAAUUUGAAAAAAAUUGCUUUAUUAUCUAAUUCUGAAGGGUUCGGUGCAUCCACGUGUGAAACUUAUGGGGUUCGGUACCUUUAGCAGGGUUGAGGACAUCAUAUUCAAAAUGAACUCUUUAGCUGCCAUUGACGGCGAUAAACGUCCAAUCCAAUUUGACUGGGGUCAGAAUGGAUUGAACUGUAGCAAUGAAACAUGAUCACUCAAUUCCAGCCAUCCCAGUUCAAAUGGAUUUGAUGUUUAUCACUAUCAAUGGCUUAACUACAGCAGUUCUCACUGUAUUAUGGGUUGUUUACACCAAAAGAUAUUAACUGGUAACACUUUAUUUGACAGUGGCAUCAUACGACUGUCAUAAAACCAAAUGAACCACCAUGAAGCGUUGAACCAAUUGGCUGCAAAGCUUCAUUGCAUCAAGAAGCUUCAUUUGGCCAUCACUGCUCCCUUGCGGGGGACAGUCAACCUCUUCUAACAACUACUGUAAACACUGCUGUUGUCCAACAUGCCUCCUAGCAUGCAUUGCAGCGCUACAGAUGUAAAUAACAGUCAAAAUCAUGGUCUGUGCUAAUUAUUUCUUCCGUUACUGUUCCAGUUGUUUCAUUAAAUGCUAAUUAUGGUCUUUGGUAACACUUUAUUUGACAGUGGCGCCAUAAGACUGUCAUUAGACAAUCAUAAUUAUGACAUAACACUGUCAUGAGAAUUAAUGAAUGCAAAUUAUAUCACUUUUGAAUGGAUGUAAAAGAUCUGAGCUGGCCAUAUAAUAAUUAAUACCAUAAUUUACCAGAUAACACUUAAUGACAUCUGUCAUAAGCAUUCAGUAAUGCCCAUGACAGUGACAUGUCAUAAUUAUGACGGUCUUAUGACGCUGCUGUCAAAUAAAGUGUUACCAAAUACCAUAACAAGGAAUUAAUGAAACAACUGGUACAAUAACUGACUAAAUAAAUCGCACAGAACAUGAAUCUUAAUUAUGAAACUGUAGCACUGCAAUGCAUGCUAUAUAACAAGAAAUUAAUGAAACAACUGGUACAGUAACUGACUAAAUAAUUAGCACAGAAUAUGAAUCUUAAUUAUUAAUGCAUGCUAGCAGGGAUGUGUUGGCUAUUAACCUAAAUAAAUAAACAAAUAAGCAGCACUGGACUGUAAGCCGCAGGAUUCAAAAUGAAGGAAAAAAGUAGCGGCUUACAGUCCAAAAAUUGUGAAACGAAUUGGACGUCUAACACCAUCAAUGGCAGCCAAUGAAUUUCUCUAAUCCAGAGUCUAAAACUCACUGUAAAGCAGCCCAAAUAUUUAUUUAACAGAAAUACUUGUCAACGGUAACAAACGUUUGGAAUCUCUUUGGGUUUUUUUUUUAAAUCCCAUUUGUGUUGUUUACUUUCAAAUCCUGCUUUUGUUUACUUGAAUUAAGAAGCCAUUUGGUCCACCUGUUCUUUCAAAACAGCAUGUGUCGCCUUCCAGUUGUCGGAACUGGAGCUCCACUUUGAAUCCAUCGACGGAUUUCCGGCUCGGAUUGACGUUGUCAUCACGAACUGAAAAACAAAACGCGUUAAUCAGUUUUGAGACAAUGGCGAAAAGCGAUCCGGAAUGACGGCAACAGCUGCACGCGAGCGGCGUUGACGCUUUUGUGGGUCAUCCGGCCUUGAGGGGACAGUUGCCUAUUUUUACUUUAAUCAAAUUGACCAGUGAGCUUUUUAGUGUAGUAGGACUUUCCAAGCCUGAUUUAGCAUGCGAGCGCUUGCUAGCGUGACCGAGUUGUAGCGUGGACGUCCGCCAGGGUCGUGUUCCGAUGUCGCUGGAGUAUUAAUUAGAUUAGCGGAUUACGCCUGCCCCGCCCCCUCAAGAUCUCUGCCCUUUGUCGUCCACUCGAUAACCCGUAAUCCGGGUCUUUAAAUGCCUCUUUAUUGGGAAUAAACGCACGUGCGCUGGUGGAGGUCCAACAAAACUCUUAAUGUGGAUCAGUGUGUAAUGAGUCUGUCGUUCGCAGGCUUCUUAAAACUGUGAGUUCAUUAGAAGAAUUAGUUGAAUGAGUCCCUGAGAUGAACUAAUGACACUUGUGCUCUACUGACUUGAAUACAAACUGUGCUAAUUCAUAGCGUAUGGAUUUAUCAGACUUAUUAGUUUUGAUAUUGGAUGGCGUUUUGAAGACAUUGCAGAAACAUUAAUAUAGUGCCCAUUUUUUUGCCCAUUACACUAUUUGCAGUUCAAGGUGUGUUUUUUUUUUUUGUCAUUUUCAAAGGACAUCAAUUUUGUUUUUGUUUUUUU
Molecule: messenger RNA, 5545 nt
Organism: Corythoichthys intestinalis (scribbled pipefish)
Lineage: Eukaryota; Metazoa; Chordata; Actinopteri; Syngnathiformes; Syngnathidae
Exons: 2
Coding region: 449-1372 (307 amino acids)
Biological process (GO): brain development; axon guidance
Cellular component (GO): growth cone; cytoplasm; protein kinase 5 complex
Molecular function (GO): protein kinase binding; cyclin-dependent protein serine/threonine kinase activator activity
Source: RefSeq, a predicted model, not a curated record